Messenger RNA from Penicillium angulare, 342 nucleotides. RefSeq lists its product as uncharacterized. The coding region runs from base 1 to 342 and encodes 113 amino acids. The transcript has 2 exons. The record is from RefSeq and is a predicted model, not a curated record. Lineage: Eukaryota; Fungi; Ascomycota; Eurotiomycetes; Eurotiales; Aspergillaceae.
AUGUCUACUCCAGGGGAAAUGUCACUACACCAUCCGCCUUGGCAAUUUAUGCCGCAGCAACAAUACUUACAACAUCCUCAUACAAGCGAUUCUAUUCGGUGGCCAGAGAUCGAAGACCAAUUCUCUUACAAUGAAGAUACAAUGCUUUCGGAGCCAGUAAUGCUUCUGUUAGACGGAUUGCCUGAUGUCAUCGAAUUCGACAAAUCAAUAAUCAGAUAUAUACAUCAGCUAGUCCCUGAAAGCCAAGGCGAGGUGCUGAUUAAUGCGAAGACAGCUCGGACAAUUAGGGACGUCCUAAGGGAUCCCCAGAACGAAGAAAUUGAAUCUGCAGGGUUCCGGUGA